UCGCAGCCCCCUCUUCCGCAUACCGCAGGCACGCGUACGUACGCACGCGCACGCUGCGGAGCGAUGCUUCCGCGGUGCUGCGCGUUCUCCUCUUGCUCGGCGCAUCUUCCUCACUGAUCGUCACCCAUCAUCCAUCGAUCCCUGCCGCCAUAAAGAUAAAAAAAAAAAAAAAAAACGAUGCUCCUGUGUCAUCUUUUGAUGUAAAUCUCCGCGUACGAGGAACAGGAGGGGAGAUGAUGACACCAGGCGUACCAUAGCACCUUGGUCUUUUCCCAUCCUUGAUUUAUUUUAUUUCAAUUUUUUUAACGGUUUUUUCCCCUCUUGUGUCCGCUUCGGUGACGUUUUUGGGGGCCUGCAUGCGGUGACCGGCGGGAAUGUGUGACGACCAUGCUGGCGGUGCGGUGCUUCUUGCUCUUUGCUGCAGUGGGCGAGCGGCUGGCGGUGCCAGAUGUAAACAGGAGCCCAAGCCAGGAUGGCGGUGCCUGGGAUUGGUCGCCCUGGCCCGGGCAGAGGAUGGAGGGCAGCGAUACUGCAGCCCAGGUGACCUUCCCCAAACGCCUGGUGCGAAAGACUGAGUCGGAGCAGGAAAUGGCUCAUGAGCACCUGGACACCAGAGUGAAAACCAACACGCCAUACAAUUCGGCCGUCCACUUGGCGCAGAGCUCUUUCCAGAUGGAAGCCUUCGGACGUAGAUUCACGCUGGACCUGGAACUAAACCAUCACCUGCUGUCCUCGGACUAUGUGGAGCGGCAUUUUACGCCGGACGGCCGACCCUUGCAGUCGCUGGGAGGGGAGCACUGCUACUACCAGGGAAGGUUGCGAGGUGUGCCCGAGUCCUGGGCGGCCCUCUCCACCUGCCACGGCCUGUGUGGAAUGUUCUCAGAUGGCAUCUUCUCUUACUGGAUUGAGCCUGUUUACAAUGACAGCAAGGAGGAAAAUGGCGCCCACCUGAUCCAUAAGAUGUCCGAUUUCAGGCUCUCCCCCCAGUGUGAAGACUGCACAGAGGACAACAAGUGGGAUGGCAGAGGAGGCGACGAAGACCAAGGGGGGCAUCAGCAGCAGGAGGCAUCGGGGGUGCUAAGGCGAUCCAAGAGGUUCGCUCGCAGACCCUCCGUGCAGACCGAGACCAAAUAUAUCGAGUUGAUGGUGGUCAACGACAAUGACAUGAUUGUACAGCUGCGACGCUCCGGCAGCCAGACGAGAAACUUUGCCAAAGCGGUGGUCAACAUGGCCGACGCAAUCUACAAGGAGCAGCUGAAUACCAGGAUCGUGCUGGUCGCCAUGGAGACGUGGACCUCAAAGAAUAUGGUGCCAGUGGUGGAGGAACCGCUGACCACGCUGCAGAAUUUUAUGAAGUACAGACGGGACAACAUCCGCGAACAGAGCGACGUUGUCCAACUUUUCUCAGGGCGUACGUUUCAGAGCGGCCGCAGUGGGACGGCAUACACGGGAGGAGUGUGCUCGCCGACGAGGGGAGGGGGCAUCAAUGAGUUUGGGAAUGUCGGCGCCAUGGCCAUCACUUUGUGCCAGAGCCUGGGCCAGAACAUUGGGAUGCGGUGGAACAAUGCCCGCAACUCUGCAGGAGACUGCAGGUGUCCUGACACUUGGCUGGGCUGUAUUAUGGAGGACACUGGAUACUAUCUGCCCAGAAAGUUUUCUCGCUGCAGUGUGGAUGAAUACCUCCAGUUCUUGCUCCAGGGAGGCGGCAGUUGCCUCUUCAACAAGCCCAACAAGCUGUUGGACCCUCCAGAAUGUGGCAAUGGCUUUGUAGAACCUGGUGAAGAGUGUGAUUGUGGAUCCCAGGUGGAGUGCGCCCGCAGCGGAGGCGCCUGCUGUAAAAAAUGCACGCUCACCCACGACGCUAUGUGCAGCAAUGGACUGUGCUGCCGUGGCUGUAAGUAUGAGCUGAGAGGCGUGGUGUGUCGAGAGGCUGUCAACGACUGUGACAUCCCGGAGAGCUGCACUGGAGACUCCAGCCAGUGUCCUCACAACGUCCACAAGCUGGAUGGCUACACGUGUGAAACUAAUCAAGGUCGUUGUUAUGGCGGACAAUGUCGCACUCGAGACGGCCAGUGUAGGGGGCUCUGGGGUUUCAACUCAGCAGACAGGUUUUGUUACGAGAAGCUCAACGCCGAGGGGACGGACAAAGGGAAUUGCGGUCGCGGUCCCGGCGGCCAAGGCUGGCUUCAGUGCAAUAAGCCGGACGUUUUGUGCGGCUUCCUGUUCUGCGCCAACAUCAGCACAAAGCCAAAAUUUGGGGACCUUCAAGGCGAGGUGACCAGUUUCACCCUCUACCACCAGAACAAGUACCUGGACUGUCGGGGCGGCCACGCUCUGCUGGAGGACGGCUCGGACCUGGGCUACGUGGAGGACGGAACCCCCUGCGGUCCCAACAUGAUGUGCUUGGAGCGACGUUGCCUCCCGGUGGCGGCCUUCAACCUCAGCAGCUGCGCGGGGUCCAACUUGGGACGCAUCUGCUCCGACCACGGGACGUGCAGCAACGAGGUGAAGUGCAUCUGCGACAGGGACUACACCGGCAAGGACUGCAGCGUCUUUGAUCCCAUCCCCGAACCCACCGUCCCAACAGGCACGGAAAAGAAAGAAACAUUCGCAGAGGAAGAUCUGGUGGAGGGUAGGAUGUUCACCAUCAGUCUCUGUGUCCUGCCCACUUCCUGUCUUCUUCUUUUUCUUCUACUUCUUCUUCUUGGUCGCAUGGAGGAGAAAAAAAAGGGAACAAUAACAACAACAAAAUGUCUUCCACUCCUAUUCCCAUCUCUCCAGUCCUCCUUUUGUUGUCACCUCUAUCCUCUUUACUGUGCGGGACACACCGGUCGGGGUCUUCCUCCACUGUUAGGACGAAGAGCAAAUCAGCCAAGAUGUUUGCACUGCCUGCCUGGACCACAAUCUUCUUCUCAUGGAAAAAUGACUUGCGUGAUGUGUAAAAUAAGAUUAAUAUGCUAAAGAGGUUCAUUCCCUGCCAUAGCCUCAACAGCACACGCACAUUUCCUGUACUUAAUGAACCUGGACUGGAUCCAGCUUCGAUCUGGUCCAUAUCUGGACUGGACUAGAUUAGAUUUGGACUGGAUUGGGACUGCGGAUGAAUGGAUGGACAGACGGACGGACGGACCUGGACUGAUCAGAUCUUGACUCAAUCUGGAAUAACUGGAACUUUACCUGCUCUAGAUUGAGUCUGGACUACAUCUGUAAUGGACCACGACCCUACAAGGAACAUGUGUACUUGGUCAGGACCAGAUCAAGACUGGAUCAAGACUUCAUAUGAAUGGUGCAGGUCUGGAUCUGGGUUGAUAUGGGCCACAUCGCUGGAUCGGACAUGGAACAAAUCUGGCUACAGUUCUAUACUGGAUCUGGACUAAACCUAAGAAGUGAAUUAUUGAUAUUUUAACAUUACCUUCAAUUUGCCUAAGAAUGAUGGAUGGAACUUUAGUAAAUGUGACAAUAGUUCUAAAAAAAAUCGAUUGCCGGCCCAAACCUAUUGUGACUAUUCUGGAGUGAAUCUGGAUUAGAUCCAGACUGCCCUGUAACAACUGCCCUGGAAUUGAUCUGGAUUAUAUUUGGAACAAAUGUGCUGCCACUUCAUCACCGUGAAAAUUCCAAGCAUGUUUUCCAAAGAAGGACUUGAAGAGGGACCAAGUGUUUUUACUCCGACUGCCAAACAGCUGGUCCAAGUGGACCACGUUUCAGAAGAGUGAAGGAUUGAGGGACUUUUGUGUUUUUUGGGAUCAAUUGACAGGACCAGCGUUGUCAAUGCCAGACUGUACAUUUCACUGACCCUUGUCAGCGUUCACCACGUUUUUACUCUUUGGACAUUUUAACCGAACGCUUGUUGUUUUUUUAAAAGAGCAGAAGAAGAAUAUGUGCACGUCACAACGGAGCCCUUCAACUUUUCAAUGUAAUAACGACAUGAAGAAGAAUGUCACCUAACAGGACUUGAAGGGAGAUUCCCCUCUGUUUGUGUUUGUGGAGAUGUCCAUUUUGCUUCAUUAGCAAUUAGCUCCCAUUGUCAUGUCUGUGAUCUACUUCCUGAUCGAAACUUUCUUAAAUUGUUAAAUUGGUAGGAUUUCAUACAAAAAUUUUCAAAAAAAGAAACGUUAUAAUAGCGCUCACAAUUUACUGCCAAACUAAACGUGAAAAAACAUGACACUUUGUUUUAAACAACCAAACUGCCGAAAGUAGGGCAAUGCUAAACUAACCCGAAGGCAAUUUAGCAUCUAAGCUGUGGUGCUUUAAACUUGUAUAAGCUACGGACUGAGCACAAAUGUUCAGCAACAUGUGGGCAGACACUAUAAGAGUACUUAGUUAUGUAUUCUUUAUCAUCUGCCAAGAGUGAGUAAUAUCAGUGCCGAACUGAUGAGCUCAGAGAGCAGUCGAGACAAAAUUUAUUUAUGAACUGUACAGGCCCUGUUUUUAGGAACAUUUUUAAAACCAACUGCAGAAAAUGGCAGUCGCAAAAAAAAAGUCAAAGAAGGGGCAAAAACUUUUCCCUUAGCCCAUUAUGAGCCUACAAAAGCAUGUCACUUUCUUUGUGUGAUUUCCUACUCAAUUCUCACGCGGCCAUUUUGUUUCCAUGAGCACAUCACUACCUGCAGUGACGAAAUCACAAAAAUAAUGAGCUAUUUAUGUAAAUAUGUGCAAGCUAUGCUGAAUGUUAAAAUGCACCAUAUUGUUGAGGGGGAAUAAUUUAAACGGCACUUUUUUUUUAUUUGUACUGUUUGUUUGUAAAUUUUAAUUUCAUCCUUUGUCAGGGCAGCCCGUGCACUGCCAUGAGUGAGUGUGCAUGAGCGUGCACUUUUUGGGUGGGUUUUGAGCUUUGCACUGUGGUAUGCACUAGUAUGGCACAUAUUAGGAAUACAGAGAGCGUGUGUUAUGUCAUGUGCAGAGCUGCUAUCAAUCAUUUUAAAAGAGAAAAAAAA
Molecule: messenger RNA, 4931 nt
Organism: Syngnathus acus (greater pipefish)
Lineage: Eukaryota; Metazoa; Chordata; Actinopteri; Syngnathiformes; Syngnathidae
Product: disintegrin and metalloproteinase domain-containing protein 11-like
Exons: 25
Coding region: 388-2961 (857 amino acids)
Biological process (GO): proteolysis
Molecular function (GO): metalloendopeptidase activity
Source: RefSeq, a predicted model, not a curated record